Molecule: messenger RNA, 480 nt
Organism: Triticum turgidum subsp. durum (durum wheat)
Lineage: Eukaryota; Viridiplantae; Streptophyta; Magnoliopsida; Poales; Poaceae
Source: the annotation of a GenBank genome assembly
AUGGCGCAGGCGAUCGAGGCUCAGAGGGAGGGUGCGGAGGUGUACCACGGCGCGGUGCUGUGCGCGGAGAAGGCGGUGGAGCUGCUGGCCGAGACCAACAUGCCGCUGGGCCUGCUGCCGCUGGCGGACAUCGAGGAGGUGGGCUACAACCGCGCCACCGGCUUCGUCUGGCUGCGCCAGAAGAAGGCGCUCACGCACACCUUCAAGCAGAUCGGGCGGCAGGUCUCGUACGGCACCGAGGUGACGGCCUUCGUCGAGGACCGCAAGAUGAAGCGCAUGACCGGGGUCAAGAGCAAGGAGCUCCUCAUCUGGAUCACCCUCUGCGACAUGUACAUCGAGAAGGACGAUCCCUCCAAGAUCACCUUCAAGACGCCCACAGGGCUGGGGAGGACCUUCCCCGUCUCCGCCUUCGAGAAGCAGGACGACGGCAAGGCCAAGGCCGCGGCUGCCGACGGCAAGGAGGCCGUCGUGGCCAAGUAG